This is a messenger RNA of Tripterygium wilfordii, 1187 nucleotides long. Its product is annotated as proteasome subunit beta type-5-like. The record is from RefSeq and is a predicted model, not a curated record. The transcript has 7 exons. Lineage: Eukaryota; Viridiplantae; Streptophyta; Magnoliopsida; Celastrales; Celastraceae. Gene Ontology annotation, cellular component: proteasome core complex. The coding region runs from base 1 to 828 and encodes 275 amino acids. Gene Ontology annotation, molecular function: threonine-type endopeptidase activity.
AUGAAGCUUGACACCAGCGGCCUUGAAUCGCCUAUGCUGAACUUUGGGGCGGGCAACGAAAUUGUUGAGGGGAUUUCGAGUGCACAGUCUGUAGAGUCUUUCGAGGUUCCCGAUGUUACCAAUUUUGAUGCGUUCCAAAAGGAGGCUACGCAGAUGUUGAAGCAUGCCAAGGGGACGACUACUCUUGCUUUUAUUUUUAAAGAGGGCGUUAUGGUUGCUGCUGAUUCUCGAGCUAGCAUGGGCGGCUAUAUCUCUUCCCAGUCAGUGAAAAAAAUCAUCGAAAUCAAUCCUUACAUGCUUGGUACGAUGGCUGGAGGAGCUGCUGACUGUCAGUUUUGGCACAGAAAUCUGGGAAUUAAGUGCCGACUGCAUGAAUUGGCAAACAAGCGGAGAAUAUCAGUUACAGGAGCAUCCAAGCUUCUGGCAAACAUUCUGUAUUCUUAUCGUGGAAUGGGUCUAUCUGUUGGGACUAUGAUUGCUGGAUGGGAUGAAACGGGACCUGGACUAUAUUAUGUGGAUAGUGAAGGAGGAAGGCUUAAAGGAAUGCGAUUCUCUGUUGGAUCUGGUUCUCCAUAUGCUUAUGGUGUACUUGAUAAUGGGUAUCAAUAUGACAUGUCAGUUGAAGAAGCUGCAGAGUUGGCUAGAAGAGCCAUUUACCAUGCAACCUUCCGAGAUGGAGCUAGUGGUGGAGUUGCAAGCGUUUAUCAUGUGGGACCAAAUGGCUGGAAGAAGCUAUCAGGUGAUGAUGUUGGAGAACUCCACUACAAAUACUAUCCAGUCACACCGGGUACGGUGGAGCAAGAAAUGACCGAAGUUGCUGGGGCAUGAGGGUUUCGCUUAAUUUAGACCAGGUUUAAGACCUUCCUCCUUUCCUUGUAGCAAUGGAAGAGUUGUUUUUUCUUUUCUUUUAGAUUAUGUAUCAUGUGCUUAUUUCAAAAACUGUUUAUUUGUAGAUCUGAGUUUCUGUCCAUGUUGAGAACCUUACCGCUAUUAUCUUAAGACCAUGGAAUACAAUGCUAGGAGGCAUUUCUUUUUUUACUGAAGUCUCAAUAUGCUUGAGCAAGCUCUACUCUGGAGACACAUGAUAAAUUCAUAUGCCCUUUUCUGAUCGUGUGAUAUAUUAUGUGAACACUUAUGCUUCAUUACUGUUAAGGGUAGCUGGUGGUAAGCCUUUUUUCCUUGGGUAA